AUGCCGGCCCGGGGCCCGUCGCGAAACGUCGGCGUCGCUCGUCGUCGCACACAAUUCUCCAGCUGUGAUGAAUGCCGUCGCUCGCGUGUGGGUUGCGACGCCCUCAGCCAGGGCACCCGAGAUGACGAGCCCGGGACCUGCACGCGAUGCCAGAACCGAAACAAGCAGUGCACCUUCAAGUGGAUGAAGGACAUCAACAAGGGCGCUGCUGGGCCGAAAAAGGCACCGCUGGGGAAGCGCAACCAACAACGCCGCCAUUCCGCCACAUCGUCAACGACCGAUGGCGGUGCCGCCUCGCGAGACAUGGGAGCUCUCAGCCCCAAGGUCGGGGCCUCGGACAGCAGCAUUCUCGGCAUGGUAGACUGGGCUGCCAUCGGUGGCCCUGCCUCUAUGCGUGACGAUGACCGGUGCAGGACGACAUCAUCACUCAUUGUGCGCUCUCCCACAGACACCGUUUCCACAGCGUACAGCCUAGAAGCCACUGGCUUGGUGAGCAGGGCGUCCCUUCAGGUCAUCUACGACCGUGGGUUUGAUGCCGUUUUUGGCUCUUGGAUGGGCAGACAUGGGUGCCCGUUUCUGCUGGGCGAAAACAGUCUUGCCGAGAAGCAUGCCAGCAUAGCCGCCAUUUGCAGCCGUCUCGACGCAUGGAUGACGGAUGCAUCAGAGGACGAAGCAUUGCCCCUGAUGGACCGGCGGCAACAGAGCCCCCGAGAUGGCCUAAUCGACGAGUCUUUGCAAAACACGAUUGCUGCAUUCUCGGCCCGGUGGUUGCCGCUGAGUUCCAGCAAGACAGAUCCCGAUCAAUGCCAUCGGAAUGCCAUUCACGCGCUCUGGCGACAUGCGAGAAGGGACAUGUUGCGCGUCAUCAACCGGCCGUCAUACCGAUCCAUGUUGGCUCUCUUCCUGUUCGCACUCACGCCCAUACCGGCUGGCAUACACGAAGAUGAAGAAAUGGAUGGCAUAUCCGGCCAGGCUUGCGUCCAUGCGGCCCUUCAGCAGAUCCAGACCCUACGAGCGAGGCAGCGCAACCUACAAUUCAGCGGCUCCAAGGUGUCGCCGUCGUCCCUCAAGUCCAACAAGGCCAUCUGCACCAGCCCCGAGUCCAUCGGCACGUCCGACUUCAUCGCCGCCGAGAGCAUCGCCUACUGGGCCGCCUUGACCUUUGACACGUCCGCAUCUCUCACGCUCAACUGCCGGUCUCUUCUCUCGUCGGGACUCUUCGGCUUCGAAGCCGAGCUGCCCUGGCGACUCGUGAGGACCGGAGCCAAGAUGUUCGAAGAGACCACCCACGAUUGGCGGGUUGAUGGCCUGCUCGAGAUGACAGACGAUCGGGCGAACCAGAUCAUUGCGAACGGAACGUCUUGGAAGCUGCUCGCCUGGAAGCUCACGGCCGUGUUUAAAGAAGCACUCAGGGACGGUCACGACGAGUCCGAGGUCCUCAAGGGCUACAGUCGCGUCACCGAGUCUAUGCAGCACUUCAACGAUACAUAUCGCCAGCCGCUGGAGCAGUGCCAGAGGCGGAUGCAGUUUCUGGAGCAACAGACGAAGCUACGCUGGUACUCAUUGAUGUUGCACUACCACCUCAGCAUACUUAUGCUCGAGGACAUUAUCGAAGCUACGGGCCGCUACGACCUCUUGCCCGGCCUCAGCACCGCGACUGCCGACGCCGAAAACGCAGUCAUGAACACCCUCGUUUUUGGCCUCCACAACACUUUCACGCUGAGUUUCAAGAGCAGCUCCGUUGGCAGCAGCAGUAGCCCCGGGGACGUAGACGGUGACGCAACAGACGCGGUCAUUACAGUGCCGCUCAUCUCCAUGGACCCGUACCCGCACCAUGUCGUCGCGAGCGUCCAGUUGAUGCGAAAGGCGAUUGACCGCCACCUGGCGCUAGGUAAGAUCAGCGUCGAGUCUCACACCAGCCUCCUGGCGACACUGGAGCAAACCCUCGGCCAGCUUCCCCAGAGUUCCAAGUCAGUCCAGGCUGCGAGGAACAGGUUUUCUCAGCAAAAGGCACCGGGCGAUGGGGCCGGUCUGCACCAAGACCCACCUGAAUAG
Purpureocillium takamizusanense is the source of this 2055-nucleotide messenger RNA. RefSeq lists its product as uncharacterized. The coding region runs from base 1 to 2055 and encodes 684 amino acids. Gene Ontology annotation, molecular function: DNA-binding transcription factor activity, RNA polymerase II-specific; zinc ion binding. Lineage: Eukaryota; Fungi; Ascomycota; Sordariomycetes; Hypocreales; Ophiocordycipitaceae. The record is from RefSeq and is a predicted model, not a curated record. Gene Ontology annotation, biological process: regulation of DNA-templated transcription. The transcript has 5 exons.